Linum tenue is the source of this 437-nucleotide messenger RNA. Lineage: Eukaryota; Viridiplantae; Streptophyta; Magnoliopsida; Malpighiales; Linaceae. The record is from the annotation of a GenBank genome assembly.
GGAGAAAUUGACUAUGGUGAUUUUAAGUUAGUUCUCUUAGCUGCCAGUGCUUCUCUUGCCAGUUAUCUGCAUCUUUCCACUGUUCAUGGCAAGAGAGCUUAUUCUUUAGCAUGGGGUUUGCAGUAUGUGAAUCUUUUCAUGAUCAGAACUGGUUAUAUCAUCUUAGUUGGCCAGGCUCUUAAGGUCUGGAACCAAUGUCAGCCGAGCCAUCAGAGGAGUGUAGGUCAGAAGAUGUCUUAAGAGAGAAACAUGCCCAAUCUGCCGCACGAAACUGAUCAGAACUCUCUUCUACUUGCAGUUUAGUGACAAGGUAAUGGAACAACUCAAGGUUGAUUACUAAUAAGAAAAUAUUACUGAAAAGGUGUUCUUGCAUGCUGAACAAGAGGAAUUUUGUCAACUCUGCAUUGAUGCCUGAUGAGCAGAAUUGACGAUCAAUC